UUUUUGUUUUAAUGGACAAAAUUCUACUCUAAAAUUAUAUGUUAUAUAAGUAAUUAUGUAAAUUACUGCACAUCCAUUCUUAUUGGUCUGUGCCUUCAAGUUACUGAGAUUUCUGAAGCAGUGAUCAAGCAGCAUGAAAUUCUAUGGAUGUCAUUCCCUGCAGUUUCUGCACCAGUAUGAAGUUCAUAACAAACUGCCAACAGCAGAUAGAGCUAUUUUAAGCAAAGAAAUCAACAACUUCAAAGGGUUUCAAGUUUUACUUCUAUAAUGGCAAUGUUAGCAUAUCUAUUUUGCCUUUCAGACCAAAUGAGAGGCAUCUGGUUGUCUGUCCAAGUAAAAAUGCAAUUAAGACCCCAUCAAUGAGUUUCAUCUUUUAUUAUUGUGAAGGCAAGCUAUUAGCUUCGCGCCCGAUUGAGCGAGUGCAGAGAAAUGGUGUUCGAGAGUUCGCCGUUCAUCAUUUCACUCAUCCCAUCAUCGGGACAGUUUGUCGCCUAGGCUCUCCUCCCAGAAAGGCCCGGAGGGAACCUGGUGACGCAAGUCAGUGGCGUUACCAUGGAAACCGGAUUCAAACAAAUGCGUGAAAAAUCAACAGUUUUAUUUGGAUAGUAAGUAACGUUUCUACAUUACUGAGCAUGUCUUUCAAUAGCAUUAAAGAUGGUGAAUUUACGAAAACUAUUUACACAAUGAUUAAAGACGAGCGCUAUCACGACGCUAUUACGACACUCGUCACAAUUGUGGAUGCCAACCCAACGUCGAAAGCUGGAUUGUCAUUAUUGGGUUACUGCUGCUUUCACAUACAGGACUUCUCUAAUGCUGCAAGUUGCUACGAACAACUUUACAGUCUUUACAGCGAGCAAGAAGAGUACAAACUUUACUGGGCACAAUCGCUUUACGAAGCCGGGCAUUAUGGCAGCUCGUUAAAAGUUUGCAAUCAAAUCGCGGAUCCGAAAUUAAAGGGGAAGGUUUUGAAACUGGAAGCAGCUAUUCGAUUUGCGGAAGAAGAUUUAGCAGCAGCUCUGAAUAAAGUCAGCGCUUGUUUUGCAUUGAGUUCGCCCAACGAUGUCGAUACAUUAGUCAACAUGGGUUGCAUUCGAUUCAAAGAAGAAGACUAUUCAAGAGCACUGAACAAAUUCCAAGGCGCUGUGCACGUCUCGGGAUUCGAGCCGCAAUUGCUCUACAACGUCGCAAUCUGCCAUUAUAAAAUGAAAGAAUAUGCACCCGCCAUCAAGUCGAUUGCAGAUAUUAUCGAACGAGGGAUCCGGGAUCACCCUGAAUUGAGUGUAGGCAUGGCAACGGAAGGAUUGGAAGUAAGAUCAGUGGGAAACACGCUAGCUCUACACAAAAGUGCUCUUGUGGAAGCAUUCAAUCUCAAAGCCGCUACCGAAUACCAACUGAAGAAUUUCGAAGGAGCAAAGGAAGCUCUGACGGAUAUGCCUCCUCGAUUGGAAUCGGAGCUGGAUCCGGUGACGUUACACAACAUGGCGUUGCUGACGGCGGAUGCCAAUCCAAGUGAAAGUUUUGACAAACUUCAAUUCCUUCUCCUACAACAAGUAGCCCAACAGCAGCAGCAACUUGAAAACCCUGAGGCGAGAUUGACGAGUGCCGGACCGUUAGUCUGUCCGCCUGAAACUUUCGCCAAUCUACUUCUUCUGUAUUGUAAAUACGAAUAUUUCGACUUGGCUGCCGAUCUGAUGGCGGAACAUGCGGAUUUAACCUAUAAGCAUCUCAGUCCCUAUGUGUUCGAUUUCCUCGAGGCGCUCAUCAUUCAGCAAACAUCGCCGGAAGAAGCUUUUGCCAAGUUUGACGCCCUUUGCGUUCGUUACGGAGAGACAGUUCGGCGGACGGGGACCAACUUGAAAGAAGCUCGGAGACAACAGCAUUCUCAUGCUAUCAGUGCUGCUGGGCUUGCACAUGAGCAAGCAUUGGAAAUUUACCUGCCCGUUUUAAUGAAUCAAGCAAAGAUUUACUGGGAUCGAGAAAACUACGUUCAAGUAGAGAAACUUUUCCGCCAGUCUGCUGAACUCUGUGGAGAUGCUGAUGUGUGGCGUUUGAACGUCGCCCACACUUUGUUUAUGCAAGAGAACAAGUUUCGAGAGGCUACCAGUUUCUAUGAACCACUCGUGAAACAGAACUACGACAACAUUUUGGACGUCAGUGCGGUGGUGCUUGCAAAUCUGUGCGUUUGCUACUUGGUUACGUCCCAAAAUGAGGAAGCUGAAGAACUCUUGAGAAAACUGGAGAAAGAAGAGGAGCAGAAAAGUCUUGAGAAUCCACAAUCCAAAUUCUUUCAUCUUUCGAUCGUUAACCUUGUUAUUGGGACACUGUAUUGCUCUAAAGGUAAUUACGAAUUCGGCAUUUCCCGCGUAAUUAAAAGCCUCGAGCCUUAUCAUCAGAAGCUGGGAACGGAUACUUGGUUUUACGCUAAACGAUGCCUCAUGUCACUGCUGGAGAAUAUGGCGAAGCAAGUUGUAGUGAUAAAAGACUCGAUUGUUGAUGACAUCCUGCAGUUUCUCGAUAGCUGUCAAUUUUACGGAAGAGAGGUGCAAACGAUCCUGGAAAAUCCAACAGCUGUCAACUCCCAUGUUAGUAGUGCUCGAUUCACUGUAACCUACGAAGCGAGAAUAAUUAAAUGUCUCCUGCUGCAAAUCAUCCGAAACUGAGGUAACAAUGGGUAAAGUUGUAUUGUCACUUUAUCUUCCGGUUCACUGAAUUAAAAAAAAAGUGGGAGGGGAACAGAAUUGGAAACGAAAAGGAGAUGGGUGAGAAGGGAUGAGGGAGGGGUGAUAGAUUCAAAAGAUGUCACCACAAUACACAGUACAUACGACAGACCCAUUUGCACGCUCUAUGACAUUUCAUUGACACUGAUUAUAAUAAUAAUAAAAGGAUCCCCAUUGGAACGGGGUGCACGGGGCGAGGAAGAGACAAAAGGGCAAGGAGAACAUCAAGUAUUUUAUGGGAUGGACACAGGAGGCCAUUUUUCUUAACACCAAAUCAUUUGCACAUUUGUAUACAGAAAUGAUUCCACAGAUUUGGCUGCCAAUCAGAUGGUGGUGAAUUUGUUUCGUUUUCUCAUAUGAAAACCACAGAAAGAAAAACAGAGGAUCAGUCCCUCAUUUUUGGCAAUCGCAUGAAGACUAAAAAAUGAUGGAUAAUAAUUCGGCUUCAUUUUCUACGAGGGACUGAUUUGAGAGAUUCGCCUAAAAUGAGGGGAUGUAGCAAUCGAAUAUUAGAUAAUAUUCAGACUGAAAAGGUUAGGGUUUUAUUUUGUAAUUACCUGAAUGUAGUUUUUAAAAGAUUUCUUCUCACUGGCUUACUGCUGGGCUUUUCUUCCCUGCGUCUCCCCCACCACCUUUAUUUCCGCCGCCCUGCUUUGGAACCACGCCCCACGGACUGGGAUCGUUCGGUCCCUGAGGUCCUGCAGCCAAGUUCAGCUGAUUAGAAGAAAAUGUCACUUUGCAAUCAAUGAAAACCAAAAAAAAAAAAUUCUUAAUUUCAAAGAGCAAUAUUUACCAGGCGGCCCACUGUUGAAUUGGGACGGAGGAGCGGAAGGAGGACCCCCUCCACCACCACCAGAAGGAUCGUCUAGUGAGACGGCUGGGUCAUACUGGGUGUUCUCUAAUCGAGUUAUUAAUCUCUCGUCUUCAUCGCCGAAUUCACCACCCAUUAACGACGGCUCUCCAACUACCAUGACAUCCUGAAUUCAUAUAGAAAUACAAUUUAAUGACUUGAUUUC
Daphnia pulex (common water flea) is the source of this 3733-nucleotide messenger RNA. It is a transcript of the gene Ttc30, whose product is annotated as tetratricopeptide repeat protein 30A-like. The transcript has 15 exons. The record is from RefSeq and is a predicted model, not a curated record. Gene Ontology annotation, biological process: intraciliary transport. Bases 633 to 2660 code for a protein of 675 amino acids. Gene Ontology annotation, cellular component: axonemal microtubule; intraciliary transport particle B. NCBI's taxonomy places the organism in Eukaryota, Metazoa, Arthropoda, Branchiopoda, Diplostraca, Daphniidae. Gene Ontology annotation, molecular function: protein binding; intraciliary transport particle B binding.